AGGGGUGAUGAUGGCACACCCUCCGUGUUUGGAUUUACCUUUUACAAACACCUAUUCUCAGGGAGAGAAAGAGAGAACGAGGAGAAGGAAGAGGAGGAGGAGGGAGAGUUUGCCCCACAUCUUCACAGCUAAAACUGCCUCCGUCGUUGAGACAGUCCGAGAUGGAGCCGUCUGUGGGCAACAGAGCGCAGCGUUUCCACUCAUGGAUCCACGCAGAAAAGGAGGAAUUUGGUGAAAAGCGAAUAUAAACUACAAACGGAGUUCGAAAUCAACCCCGCUUUCAUCCACCAUAUGGAGUCAAACUUCAUAUUAAACUAUUUUAAAGGUUCUUCUGUAGCAACAGCCUGAGUCUGAUUGGGAACUGAUGUGUGUCAUGGGGAUAUGGUGAGGCGAUGUGCACAAGCUUGUGUGAGAAGAGAUGUGGUGCCAUCAGUGGAGGAAGAGGAAGGGGGACAGGUGAAAAGCUGGAUCUCUACUCAUGGCUGUGCAUGUCACUCUUGUUCUCGACCCUGUGGGGUCAAGCAACCCCGCAGUGCCCGGACAGCUGCCACUGUGCCUGGGAAACGGCCACUGUCUUGUGCUCGGACGCAGGGCUGCGGGAAAUCCCAGAGGGGAUCCCACCAGAGACGGUUUCCUUACACCUGGAGCGCAACUACAUCCGGAACAUCCCAGAGAGUACCUUCAGCCACCUUGUCCACCUGCGGGAUCUCUAUCUGUCCCACAACCGCAUCGAUUCUCUCUCCUCCGGGGCCCUGCGGCAUCUGGGACCUGACCUGCGCCUGCUGGACCUCUCACAUAACCAGCUGAGGCAGGCCAGCAGGGAGGAGUUUGGGUCCACUCGUGCCAAGACGCGGCUCUACCACAAUCCCUGGCACUGUGAUUGCACCCUGCAGGAGCUGAUGGAGACUCUGAACCUGGAGCCCGAGACCGUGAAUGGAAUCAUCUGCGAGAGCUCCGUGCGAGGCAUAGGUGAGGGGAGCCGGUGGGAGGACCCGGGAUCACCAGGUGAGCACGCAGGUCAGCCGCUGGUCAAGCUGCUGGACUCUGGGGUGAACUUCUGCAGCCUGCAGAGGAAGACCACGGAUGUAGCCAUGCUAGUGACCAUGUUUGUGUGGUUCUUCAUGGUCAUUGUGUACGUUGUGUACUACGUCCGGCAGAACCAGGCUGAGGCCCGGAGGCAUUUGGAGUACCUGAAGAGUCUGCCCAGCCCACGUAAGACCCCUACAGAGACAGACACUCUGAGCACGGGUUUCUGAGCUGAAUGCUGUUGAAACUUAACAUUCAGGUGCCAUAUUUAUGGAACGUGACUCUGAAACGCUGAGAGAAGUUACUGAAGUUACCAACUAUGGAGGAAAUUAACCUUUUACAGCUGUUUGAUUAUUCCGUUAAAUUCUUAUUCUAUACAUUUAUUUUCUUAUGACGUUUUUGUUUUUCAGUUUUAGUACAAAAUUUUACAUAUUUUUCAACUUGUACUAUCUGCACUGAUAGAGGAGAGGAAAAGUUAUAAAGCGCAGCAGGUAAUGAUAAGACAGGACUACAUAUAGAGAAAGACUUUGAACUUAAUAACAUUCUGUCUCCCUUUGUAGCACCUCUUUUCUUCUCACUCCAUGCCUCGUACUCUGCUCUUUUAUCUUUCAUUAGGUUCUAAUUAGGAGACGUUGACCAGCUGACCCCUAAUGAACACUUGAAAGGCACUAAUCAGUUGGAGUGUGUUUGUCAGGUGUGCAAAUUCAGAUGUGUGUCCUUUACAUGCUGUUUGAGUCAUCUGUAUGUGUGUGUGCAUGUAUACACGUGUGUGUAUAUGUGGUGUUUCUAGGCACUGUCACGGCCAUUCUUACUUUGAAAACCCUGAUUUUGCACAAAUCCUUACCAGGACUUCAGUUUUAGACAAACACCACACUACUCAUCUAAAUUUACGCUGGACAAGCUGGAUGGGAUGUGCUUUGUCCUUAUGCUGGAGCAAACAGUUUUUGAAAAAUCUCAACAGAUGUAAUAAUUAGUACAAAGAAAUUUUGAGCCGAGUUAGUGAAAUGAGUUGCUAUCUAGAGGUUUUGCUUUAGUUCCGAUUUGUCUUUGAGCUACGGGAGUCUAAUUGUGCCACAAUUCAACAAAGAUCUCAAACAUGAAAUGAACACUUAAAGUCAAAACAAAUACAUAAAUGAUUUAAGUAAAUACAACUGUCUUGAUGAACGUGACUAGAUGGAUUUUAGGUAUGACAUGGACAUUUCUGAGUUUUUUAAAUUAUCUUAAGGCUGUGGACUGUAGAACAUCAGCUCUACCAGCCAAAGCCAGCGGUCCCAGAGUUUACAUGCUACGUAAGAAGCCACAGUGACAGUAUAAAGUAUUUUAUGGUGUACUAAAGCGAAGAAAGCUUAAAUUGAUUUAAUAAUUGCUGAAACAGUCAGAUCACAUUUCAACAUGUGACUUCACAUUCAAAUUGUGUUUUUCAUUUACUUACAUAAUUUUGCAUUUAAUAAAUUAUUGAAAUAUUUGAAUAAAUAUUGAUAAAUUGGAUUUAUUCGUUUCCAGGUUUGUUCUAAUAUGAAUAUGUAUAAAUAUAAUUUCAUGCUUUAUUUUCUUUCUUCAUUUUGGAGCUUUUUCUUCUCCAUGGUUUACCACAUGGACUGUAUCAGAACUGACUCCAUUUUUACUGACACUGAGAAAAUAAUCACCUCAUUUAUUAUUAAAAGAGUCAUUCAUUUUAUUAUAACAUAUUAGGUGAGCUGUGUAAAUUAAUGCAUUUCUUCUCCUGCUUCCUCCACAUAUUGAGCUAAACCACACUGGAUUAACAGCCACAUCUGAUUGAUUUUUGUGAGGGUGUUGCAACCAUGCUUAUUGUACAAAUAACUCCAGUGUCCUCAACGGGAUAUGUUAGUGUUGUAUUAAAAUAUUAAUGCAAUUCUUCUCUGCUACAAUAAGAGAUCUAAAAUAAAACUCCUUUCUAUUGGCAAUCAUAAAUGCCGAGAAAUGGUUCAAAAUAUGGUUUGACAUAAUGAAUAAAAUAAUCAAAAUUAUGUUCAUUUUAUGUUAAUUUACCCUUAAUUUAUACUUCUGCAUUAAUGUCACAACAUCAGACGUUCUUUGCACAUUUAUUUUGACCAAAAAUUAAUGAAUUGAAGAAAAGAAUGAUCCAAACAAGUGUCUUGACAUUCAAAUUACACCUGAGUAAAUGUGUUGAAUGAAAAUAGAGUUCAUGUACAGUAAGUGUAACAUUAUGUAAAUUUUUGUUUGGUUGUUUUCAGAGCAUUGCAUUUCUUAAAAUCAGAGUAUUGUAGGUUUUGGGUGGUUUGAAAAAUAGCAAAAAAUUUUGAAUGAGAUGUCAGAAAUUGUGCUUGACUCAAAAGAGUUUUCUUCAGCAUGAAGAAACAGUUCUCCCCCCAACCCCACCUGUUGCUGCCAGAUGCCACAAAGUUGGCUGAAAGAAACCCAGUACAUUUUUUACUUGUUCCCAAAAUUGGAAAAAUAAAUUGGGAUGAUGGACAAACAGAAGGAAAGCUUACCCACAACUUUUGGUAACAAUAUGUCGGUCAAACAGCUGGCUGCAGCCUGUGAUACCAUACUGUGAAACCAUGGUAUGGGACAACAUGGUUUCACUGUAUGCUACUUGCAUAAAAAAUCUAAACAAAAAAAAAUAUAAUGGUCCAGUUACCUCCUCAAACACUCAGGUGUGUCGACAAGAGACACAUCAAACAGUUGCAGGAAACCGGCCCUCUGAAUUUGACAUCUGAGAAUCUCAUUCCAACUCAUGUGUUAUGUAUAAUGUCAUAACUAGAUGUAGCUUACAUAAUAAUAAAAAUUCUUUGUGUUGCAGAGAUAAUAGGAUGGAACUGAAGCCAUACAUUUGUUUUAUUAAAUUUGUGUCAAACAAAAUAAAUCACUUGUUCAUCUUGAAAAUUAUAUCUGCUUUACUUUGGUCAAUGUUUCCAUAAAUUUAAAAAAAUCUUUUCUUACUUUGUGAAAAUAAAGAAUUAAUAGGGAAUUGAAUGGACUGAUUUAUGCUUGAUAUGUAAACAAUUGUGUAUAAAUUCAUUAUCAGACUGUUAAAACUGUACCUGGAUUUUAUCAGACAAAUGGUACUUUUUAGAUGCAGAAGCAGAACUUAGAAUAGGUAACCUAUCUGUAAACUGUGAUGUGCUAAUUGUGGUGUGCAUGUGUUGUAACCCACAGACAAAGGCUGGCUGCAUUGUGUCUACACUUUAAAUUAGAGUCAGUCGUUAUCAUGUUGGUAAACCAAAGGCUAAAAGGGAGAUGAGGUUGGACAACUCUCUGACCUUUAAAUAACAAGAGAGCAAAGGGUGAGUAGCAAUGUGGGUGUUUACUGUUUGUCACAAAUCAUUCAUCUAAAUUUCAUGCAACAUAUUUCUGUAUCCUUCAAUGCACAUUUUGUAUUGAGUAAACCUUGGACCAAUUUUUGCUUGCUGUUAAUUCUGACAAGCCAAAUCUCAAAAUCUAAAUAUGUCUACUUGUUAUAGUCUUUAGCUGUGGGAUUUCAUUUAUUGAUGUUGAUGUUUUGUUUUAAUCAUUGCUCUAUUUUAUUGUUUCCUGACAACAAAUGAUUCAAAUCUAAAUAAACUUUUGCAGUGCCUUGCAAUAGACGACACACGCUUUUAUUUUACUUUGUAGAGCUUUUUGUGAUAGUCAAAUACAAAGGCGUGCUUAAUUGGGAAAUGGAAGAAAAUGAUGCAUUUUUGACAAAAAUUUAAAAGGGUGCCGUGUGUUUUUCUAUUAAAUCAAUUUUUAAUUAGAUGUAGGUUCAAGUUUUAACUGCUACAUUAAUAUGCUUAAGUCUAAACCACCUCAGUUUGGCCCUGGUCUGGUGGUUAUCCUGCUGAAAAUGUAACGUAAUGUGUCUCAAGUUUUUCGCAGCCUUCAACAACCUUUCUUUCAGGGUAGCCUUUUUAUCUACCUCUCACCUCUAAGCAGCUUCCCUCCCCUGCUCAAGAAAAACAUCCACAUAGCAUGAUGGUUCCAUCACCAUGUGUUGCUGUGGGGGAGGUGUGGUGAUGUUCAAUUUUACACACAUAGCAUUCAAUUUUCCUCUCAUCUCAUCUGGACCAACUUCUUCCACGUUUUUUGUGUACACAGCUUGAGGCAAAUUGAAAUGAGACUUUUUUGACUACUCUUUCAUGAAGGGUAGAUAUGACAUAAUCCACCUGAGUGGUAUCUAUGUGCUGUUUCUUCAGGCUCUUGGCUAUUUAACUUAGUGUGCUUUUGGCCGUCAUGAUGCUAUUAAUCAGUGGCAUCUGAAGGCAUUUGACAUUAGUGUAUUUUAUUUAGGUAUAUCAGAUUUAAAAUGUGCCAGAAAAACACUGUAUAUAACCAUCCUGCAGUGAAACAUGGUCGAUGCAGCAUCAUGCUGUGAUGGAAUGAGAUAAAUGAGUAUUAUCUCGAGUUAUAAUGAGUUUUAAAAGGAUAAAAAAAUAAAUAAUAAAAAAUAGGGAUACCUAAAAGGAUAUAAAAAAUACAUAAAAGUGACGGAAGAGAACAUCCGAAAAGCUGCAAAAAACUUGAGAUUGACUUUUUAUUAAUGAAUUGAAAAAUUUGUUUUAUAACUCUUAUAACUGAAAAGAAAAGCCUUUCCUGAGUUUAAGCAAUAAAACGGUUCUUGUAACUACCGACAGCUCUUUUCAUGUUUACUUUGGUAUUUUUUACCAUUAUUUUUUUUUACUUUCCAGAGGAUUGAGGUUAGAAGAUCUCAGUGCCAUCACCCUAAAGUUUAGCUUUUGGCACAAAUUUUCUAUUAGAUUUAAAACAUUAUUACUUCAACUUAGAAGAACAUGUUUAUCAAUUUAAAUGAUUACCAUUUAACUAAAUAUUCCUGGGGUGUGAAUACUUUUGACUGUUAGGUUAACAGGAAAUUCAAUAAAACUCAACUUCAGUCUG
Xiphophorus maculatus (southern platyfish) is the source of this 5883-nucleotide messenger RNA. RefSeq names its product leucine-rich repeat-containing protein 3-like. Gene Ontology annotation, molecular function: protein binding. Lineage: Eukaryota; Metazoa; Chordata; Actinopteri; Cyprinodontiformes; Poeciliidae. The record is from RefSeq and is a predicted model, not a curated record. Gene Ontology annotation, cellular component: extracellular matrix. Bases 393 to 1256 code for a protein of 287 amino acids. The transcript has 2 exons.